Molecule: messenger RNA, 5025 nt
Organism: Fusarium odoratissimum NRRL 54006
Lineage: Eukaryota; Fungi; Ascomycota; Sordariomycetes; Hypocreales; Nectriaceae
Exons: 3
Coding region: 285-1277 (330 amino acids)
Biological process (GO): lipid homeostasis
Cellular component (GO): endoplasmic reticulum; membrane
Source: RefSeq, a predicted model, not a curated record
GGUACAAAUAACGGAAUAAGCUCCAAAGACAGAUCAAAAUGCGACCAUCCGGACCCUUGCCCGUGCUGUUCCCACGUGAGCUUCCCCAACAGACGUGACCAGGCGAAUGAAUAUCAAGUUUCCUACUCGAGGUAUCCUUUAAUUGCGCCGCCUUCCCUCGGCUCAUUUCAAGUCUUUGUUCCUCCGCAUUCUUUUGUUCCCGGCCCUUUCUUUCUUGAUCUUUUUGCUGGGUUCUCGCGAGCACAAACCUCAACCGUUUUGCAACUCCAAUUCAUUCCGCCAGCAUGAAAGAUCCAUUUCCUUUGCAGCCUUCGCCCUGGCUAUCAGAAAAGACACAGCCCUGGGCCGACUAUUUCGACCUGCCUACUCUCCCGCUGCACAUACACGAAGUUCUGGCCGCAGCGUUGUUAUACUCGGUCAUCUUCUGGCCUAUCUCGCCAUGGAUCUCAAACCUUCUGGCCCCGGAGCACUACUCCAAGCUUCCUCGCAAGCGACGGCUCAACUGGGACGCCCACGUUGUUUCCAUGGUUCAGAGCUGCCUAAUCAAUGCCCUGGCUAUAUGGGUAAUGUUCGUCGAUACUGAGAUGAGCAACAUGGAAUGGGAGGAGCGUAUUUGGGGUUAUACUGGUGGUGCUGGAUUCAUCCAAGCGCUUGCAGCUGGAUACUUCCUCUGGGAUUUAGUAGUCACCAGCAUUAACCUCGAUGUAUUUGGCUUGGGAACCUUGGCGCACGCAAUCGCUGCAUUACUUGUCUACUCGCUCGGUUUCCGUCCAUUUCUCAACCACUACGCCUGUGUCUUCAUCCUCUGGGAGUUAUCCACACCUUUCCUCAAUGUUCACUGGUUUAUGGAUAAACUUAACAUGACUGGUACACGCGCGCAACUAUACAACGGUGUCAUGCUUCUUUUCACAUUCUUCUCCUGUCGGCUUAUUUACGGAACUUAUUCGUCCUUCCGUGUUUACCGCGAUGUGUGGUCCGCCAUUAAUAUUAACCCCGACAUGAAGGCACUCAAUUUGCCAACUAUGUCAUUUGCGCACCCAGACUCCACGGUACCCAUGUGGAUUGGCGUCGCCUAUUUGGCCAGCAACGUCACGCUCAACAGUCUUAAUUUUUACUGGUUCUUCAUGAUGAUUCGCGCCGUACGUAAGCGGUUUGUGCCUGCGGCUGAAUUAGAGGAAAAUGUUCAAGAGAGCCCAGUGACUGAGGCUGAGAUUGACCUAUCUUCCGUCUCAACAGGUUUAUCAAAACCCACUGGCGGUCGUCGCCGCAAGGCUUGAUCGGCUCAGGAAAGCCAGCGGGCCUAGUUGCCUCAUAUUCUAAGACGUUUUCGGGAAGCCCUUCUUGUUGGUCGGAUUUGUUGUCGGCUGAGAGCUCGCCUUCGAAAACAUUCAGACUGCUCCCAUCACUUACCGAACAAGGAUGCUCAAGUUUCAAUCACUUUAGACCAUGAAUACAACUCUAUGGAACGGAAGAAACCACUCGAGCUUUUUUCUCUCGUUUGAUCAUCUUAUCCCUGUGGCCCCUUUUUCGAUUCCAUCGCAUUUUUGGUAUCACACAUCGCCAGUUUGCAACGAGACCUCGCCUCGUCAAUGAUUCACGUUCUGUUACGACUUUGUAUAGACUUAUAGAUGAGAACAUUAGAAGAGACUGAUCUGGCUUGUCCAGGAACAGCCAUAAAUAUACUAUUAUUAUUCCACACUUGACUCCCAGUUUGGUUGACCUGACAAAGUCUACAUAUACAUACAAGAUGUGAAGAAAGAUGUCCAGAGUAUUUGCAAACAUGACGAAACGACGUGCGAUGACGACCAGUUUAACAAGCUUUUCAAGAAUUAAAAACCAAAGGGGUUCUGGGGGGCUAUAGAGAACAUUAGCAUUACACAUAUACAGGUGAAAUCGUUUCAACGUACUCGCUUGCGCCAAGUUAGCCCUACGCCCUGUUGCCUGAGGCGCUAGUUUCUUGGUCUCAUUUGUCACGCCAAAUCGCACGGGAGGGGGUGGCCCAGUCUGCUGUGGUUGCAGAGGCUGAGGAACUUGUACGUUAUUCAUACCACCGAUGCCACCCAUGUUCGUCAUGCCAGUAGCUUGGGGCUGCAAGCCUGGCAUACCUGUUCGCUGGGGUUCAAGAGCUGGAGGCAAGUAGCUGUUGAUACCUCCUGUGGGUGCUCCAUACAUCGACUGCGUGGCGGGGAAGGGCGGUUGAAAACCUGUGGGUUGAGCUUGCAUUGGGACGAACUGAUUCGGUCCCUGCAUUCCUGUCAUCAUGGGCUGCAUGAACUGUCCAGCACCGGUGGGGAAAGACAUUAAGCCAGGGCCUUGUUGUCCUGGAAAUCCAGUCAUAUUGGGCUGCAUUUGCUGAGGGGCUUGCUGCUGCUGCAUCUGAGCCGUAUAUUGCUGUUGCAGGCGGGCUUGUGUGAUCUCACUCAGGCUCUGGCCGGGAGGUGCAACUUGGCCUUGCAGAGCACCUGUCAUCUGAGGCAUCAUGGGGGGAGGUGCAAAGCCGCUGGGCUGGGCUGAUUGCGGAGCUGAAAGAGGUCGCUGAGGUGGUGGAGGGACGAGAGAGCCCUGGUUCGCAGUACCUUGUGGGGGAGUAGGACGUUGCCGAGCCUGAGCAACAGAUGUAAAGAAUGAGGGGGUAGCGCCGCUCAACGGUUGCGGCACGGGUGUCGAGGUCGGCUGAGCAGCGAUGACAGGCGCCGGUGCCGGGGCGGGUGCUGGCUCAGCCCUGGUGGGUUCGAGGGGCGUUGAGAGGAGCGAUAACUCUUGCAUGGAGCCAGUCAAGGCCGGGGGAGGGGGUGAGACAGGGGCAGGCUCAGGGGCAGGCUUCUGAGCAGACUCAACAGCAGGCUGAGCUUUAGGCGGCGAUUGCUGCUUGCUAGGCUUCACGUCCCAAGCAUCAUCAUCGAAUCCUGAGCUCGCUGCUGGACGAGCUUCGGGACUCUUAUUCGUAGGACUUGUGGGCGGGGGUGACCUGCUGUCGUUCUCACCAGUCUUGGAGGAAUCACCUCGUGAAAAGGCACUGGCAUCAACAACAUCACUUGUUUGGACUGCUGGUGCGGGUCGGCCCUUGCGGGUGUUGUUUCGUAGCGCACCGCCAGGUCCAGAGAAUAAACCCCCUUCACCAUCAACUCCAUCAGCAGUUCCUCUCUUUCCACCACGGCUGCGGCCAUAUUUGGCAUCCAAGGUACGCAUGACCUUGAUGAUAUCACCUUCGCGAAUUCCAAGGGCUCUCAGAGUAGUGGCGUCGACAUCAGGAAGCACGCUCUCAUCCAUGGAAUCCUUGAUAAAGGCUUGUGCAUAGCGCUCACACAAACCCACUGCAACCUCGCAAGACAAGAAAAACUGAAACCAGUCGUAGUCGGACUUGGCAUCCUUGUCGAUCGUUGCGCCUGCUGAAGGACUACGUUCGGGGGAUUUCUUUUCGGCAGACCGAGCUCUCUUGACGUCUGCCAACGGCUUAUCGUCUUCCAGGGAUAUGCCUGUGAAGUUUUCAACAUACUCGAGAUCCUCGCGCGACAUUUUUGUGAUAGGAACUGCAAUCUUGACACCAUUCAUCUUAUACUUUGAUCGGCUUUGACUGCCGCCAUCACUUCGUCCAUUUUCUCGACGGCUCCGCUGUUGUCCCGAAUUACUACCAGUUUCUCGUGCCAUGAGGCUACUGCCUCGUUCAGGGAGAGGCAUUCCCGGUCCUACCUGCUGAGGUUCUUUGCCAGCUUUCAUGGCUUCCUUGGUCAAUCGAAUUUCUUCGAGGCGAUUUUGUUCGACGAGAGACUUGGCUGAGUUUACGCCGCCAGACGAGUGUAGUGGGACAGAGCCAGUAAUCUCAAUAUAGCUGCUAGGGACGACUCCUUCUUUACCAUUCUUGAGCCGGCGAACUUGCCACCACUCUUCGCUCUUUGUAUCGUCGAUAACAAGCACCUCGUCUCCCACAGCAACAGUUACCUCGUCGUCACCUUGGGCCAUGAAGUCAUACAGGACCUGGCCUUUCUUCUGGACACCACCGCUGCUACCUUGUGUCCCAGCCAUGAUCACCUCACGGAGUCCUUCGGCACGUACAGCACCAGCCAAUUCGCCCAACAUACUGACAAUCUCCUCGGCUGUGUCCUUUGCUCCGGCGUGGAAGUCGACGCUCUUGCUUGGGCGCACAAGCUCCAUAAAAACGUGCUUUCCCUCCCGCGAGUAAUGCGUCAUGCGGUCAGCGGUCCAUUCCUGUGAAGGUCCAUCAGAAGCAUGCUCUGGAGCAACCAGUAUGAUACCUGUUAAAAGAUUAAUUCCUAAUGUUGUGGGCAUCUUCUUCUUCUUGCCCAUGAUGGAAAUCAUCUCGUUGAUGUUAUACAUAUGAAAGCCGCCAGGAGUACGCUCGACAUCUUGGCGACGAUCUGGGUCCCUGUGGUCUUGGAAACUGCGGGUGUGUAUAGGGGAGGGGGGUUCGUCAUAAGUUGGAGAUGGUGGCGCUGGUACCCGUGGUCGGGCUGGCAGGGUCGGUGAUCGUACGGGCUCGUCCUCAACUUCGGGGGGUUCGCUAAACGUAACGGACGCACGAGGGGGCUGUCGUGGAGCGGCAGAUUGCUGAGAUUGUUGAGAAACUGAGCGACCAUGCAUGACGCCUGCGAUAGCAGCAGCAGGGUUCGAAGGAGUAGGCGCGGUGUCAUUCGGUAGGUCCGGAGAUGCCGCCUCUGGUUCGGGGGAGGAGAUCGAGGGAGCCUGUGGUGGUCUUGAAGGUAGCGCUGGCGGCGGAGACGGCAGCGGCGGCUGAGCAGACUCAGCAGGUGCGCCCAUUUCGAUGUAGUUGGAAGGGACAAAGCCAUAUUCGCCGUCGAGGCCAGUCAGGAUCCAGUCGGGGUCCGACGUGUCGUAGACAGCAAGCGUAGCAUCCUCGUGAAAUGACAAUUCUUCAUCUGUCUGGCGCGUGUAAUCGAAUAGAGCUCUAGCAUGGUCUACUGGCUUGGCCUUUUAAAUUAAAGAACGAAGCUUUAGUACCAGUGCUGUGAUAGUGCUGUAGUUGUUCAACGCCAACUUACCUCCUCG